AUGGCCGUUCUCGCAGCUUCCAUUUGCACCCACGGCGGUAAGGCCCUCUUGUCUAGACAGUUCAAGGACUUGUCCAAAGACCGCAUCACUGCCCUUUUGGCCAACUUUCCAAGUCUACUUUCCAACUCUGGAUCUCAAAACACAACCGUCGAAGACGACGCCGUCAGAUACGUGUACCAGCCAUUGGAAGAGUUUUACGUGGUUCUUUUGACCAACAAGCAAUCCAACAUCCUCCAGGACAUUGACACGUUGCACUUGUUUGUCAGUGUGGUGUCCAACAUGGUGAGAAGCGUGGAUGAAAAAGAGGUUUUCGACAAUGCAUUUGAGAUCUUGAGUGCUUUCGACGAGAUUGUUAACCUCGGUUACAAGGAGCAGCUCACAAUGCUGCAAGUGCAGACAUUUUUGGAAAUGGACUCGCACGAAGAGAAGAUCCAGGAGAUCAUCGAAAGAAACAAAGAAUUGGAGGCUUCUGAGGAGAGACGUCGCCGAGCCAAGGAGAUCCAGCGCAAAGAGUUGGCUCGCCGCAACUUGGAGCAACAGGCAGUGGGUUUCGGCUCUGGAGGCUCCGGAAUUCCUUCUCAGGACAACUUUGGCUACUCGGCUGCUCCAGCACCUGUUGCCACUUACGAAUCUUCUCGUAUUGAGCAAGAACAAUCACCUGCGCCAGAAUAUGCUACUCCACGCCCUAUGGGUGGCAGAGGCUUGCAAUUGGGCAAGAAGCCUGCGCGUGUUGCCCAGCCUGAACAGCACCAACCUUUGCUCACUUCGAAGCCUCCAGUGUUUGCCAAUGCAGCUCCAUUGUCUGCCCCUAGUGCCACACAUGAGUCCAGAGCACCACCUUCCGUUUCUACACCGGUCUCUGCUGCUCCAGCCACCGCGGCCGCCCCAGCUUCGGUUGCUGCUCCAGUUUCUGCUUCUGCAUCUCCAGCACCUCAAGGCUCCAGUAAGCCACAAAACAGCGGUAUUUUAGUUACGUUGAAUGAGAAAGUCAGCGCACAAUUGAGCCGUGAGGGAUCUCUUGUGGCAUCCGAGGUCAAGGGUGACUUGCAGUUGAGAAUCAACGACUCCGACUUGGCCCACUCCAAGAUCUUGUUACAAGUCGACCACAAGUCUUCUGCACAGUACAAGACCCACCCCAACGUGGACCGCACGUUGUUCACCAAGGAGUCUAUCAUUGGCUUAAAAGACAAGUCCAAGUCUUUCCCCAGUAACGACCAAAGCUUGGGUGUGUUGAGAUGGAGAGCAGUAGCUGCUAACGAAGACACCACCUUGGUGCCACUUUUGAUCACUGCAUGGGUCAGUGUUAAUGACGGUGUUGCUGAAGUGACGUUGGAGUACGAGUUGACCCCACAAUACCUUGAGGCCCAUCCAACACAGGAGCUGUUUGAUGAUGUUCAGAUCUUGAUUCCUAUUGCCCUGGACGAAGUUGAGUUGAGGGAAGAUGCCUCUGGAUUUGUGCUGUACGAAGUUAACGAGGAGGGUGUGUUGUUCAACAUAGCACAGAUUCCAUUUUCUGAUCCACUGGGCUCGUUUGAGUUCACUAUUCCUUCGUUUGAUGAAGACUCGUUGUUCCCAAUGGAAAUUGGCUUCGAAAUCGUUCGCCACGAAGGCGUUACCGAGGCAGACACCGCAUUUGGCCAUGUCCAAGUUGUGGAUGUCGUGUCGAACGAUGCAGAUGAGACGUCAUUGCCAUUUGAUUUGCAUCUGACAUUGGUGUCAGAGGGAUAUUCUGUCAAUUAG
This is a messenger RNA of Sungouiella intermedia, 1740 nucleotides long. The record is from the annotation of a GenBank genome assembly. Lineage: Eukaryota; Fungi; Ascomycota; Pichiomycetes; Serinales; Metschnikowiaceae.